Molecule: messenger RNA, 2481 nt
Organism: Saccostrea cuccullata (small rock oyster)
Lineage: Eukaryota; Metazoa; Mollusca; Bivalvia; Ostreida; Ostreidae
Exons: 2
Coding region: 230-1624 (464 amino acids)
Biological process (GO): DNA recombination; DNA integration
Molecular function (GO): DNA binding
Source: RefSeq, a predicted model, not a curated record
UCUGAUUUGUUGAGUACUUACCAUGGUUAUCUGCCUAUUAUUAAGGCUUUGUAUUAUAUAAGUGUAUAAACCAGUUGGAUUAUGCUUGGUAGGAUAUUUUAACAUUAUUGAUUACAAGGGCUGUCAGAUAAUUUAUAAGAAUUAUUAUAUUUUACACAUUGGCUACAAGUGUAUGUAGUUCUUAAUGUGAUUAUGUGUUCUACAUUCUUUCUCAUUUAACACAGGGACAAUGCCAAGGCAAAAAAGAGGAAAAUCGCCACCUAAAACUGCACAGCCCCCAAAACGUAAGAGGACUCCGAAUGCAGCAAAAAACGCACCUAGCACGGAACGUGUUGAAGCUACCCCACCUGCAGCCCACAACAUCAAUGGUGUUCAAGUGGACUACGUAAAAUUAGCUGCAGAGAUCAUCAAACAACAAAACGCUGCAUCUGAAAGUUGUGCACCUAUUCCAAAUUCAUCGUCCAUCUCAGCUCCGUCCACUUCGGCAUCUCCAUCUACCUUGGCUCCAUCCACUUCAAGUCCGUCCACUUUGACUCCAUCCACUUCAGCUCCAUCCACAUCAGGCCAAUCACUUGGGGCUUCAUCUUCAGCGACACAGCCUGCUGAUUUAUUGGCCUUAAUUGAUAAUGUUUUUAGUAGUAAAACAGGAGGCUGCCAACAUUGCCCCGAAUCUGUCUCCUAUACAAACAUUCAUUCCCUCCCAUUUACUAGAGAUCUGAGUGCACCUUCCCAACAGCUUCUCCAAGCCGCACUUUCAACAUCUUCCAGAAUGGCAUACUACAGAAGUUGGCAGCUCUUCCUCCAGUGGAAACCGUCAUACACCUCAUUACCAGUGACAGAAUUAGACUUGUGCAAUUUUAUUGGAUACCUCUUCUCAGCAAACUAUGCCCCAUCUUCAGUAUCUUCACAUGUCUCAGCAAUAGGCUACCUCCACAAAAUCUGCAGCGUACCAGAUCCAACUGAAAAAUUCCUUCCUAAGAAACUACUAAAAGGUUGCCAUGCACUUGCACCUCAGCAGGACACAAGACUACCAAUUACUACAGACAUCUUACGUAGAAUAAUAAAAGCUAUUGACAUUACUGAGCCACUCUUAUGUAAUAGACUACUACUCAAAGCGUUCUAUCUUCUGGCUUUUCAAGCUUUCUUAAGAAUUGGGGAAUUAGCUGCUCGUUCGCACAACUCUAAUCAAGUGGUACAGCGUUCUGAUGUUAACUUCAAAAUCUCAAAUGGCAUCUUGUCAGGAGUUACCAUUGUUAUGAAACAUUUCAAGAAUAACAUUGAGCAAAAACCAGUGACUUUGCAUCUUUCAAACAGCAGUUCCAUUACCUUCUGCCCUGUUCGGGCAUUGUAUGAUUAUACUACUCACUUUGCUCACACUUCAGGGCCUCUUUUUCAAUUUAUGAGUGGGGAAUCGGUCACACACCAUUUUAUAAGCCAACAGCUAUGCAAGGUAGUCUCAUUCAUCGGCCUCGACCCAAAACUGUACAAAGGGCACAGUUUUCGAAUCGGUGCAGCGACUCAUGCAGCAUCUCUGGGUUUCUCUGAGAACUAUAUACAGAAGUUGGGAAGAUGGCGCUCGAAUGCAGUUCGAAGAUACAUCCGCAUCUCUUCAUUUGAUAUAUAACCUUAAUCAUACUGAGAUGAGCUUUGGUCUGCUCGAUUUCUUUUAUGUGGAUGGUAGCAAACUUGUUUAGGUGUACAGCGGUUAGCUGCUCAUUAAAACCUGCAUUCCGUAUAUGUGUCAAGUUUUUCUGGGGAUGGUAGCAAACUCUUUCCUGAGUGCAGCGGUUAGCUGCUCAUUAAACCUACCUACUGUAUAUGUGUCAAGUUUUUUCUGUGUAUGGUAGCAAACUCUUUCCUGAGUGCAGCGGUUAGCUGCUCAUUAUGCCUGCUUACGAUAUAUGAAUCUAGUUUUUCGGUGGAUUAAUUCUUUUAGCCCUCCUUGUUUUGGUCCAGGUUAAGCGGUUGGUUCCCAGAACAUUUUUCACCAAUAGCACUCUGCUCACGAAAUUUUGCCCCAUUUAUUGGCAAUAUUAUAAAUUAUCAAAGCCUGCUUCAAACACUAGGGACCUGUACAGCGGAUAGCUGCUUGUUUCAGUUAUAUUACCUUUGGGAUACUUCAGAAAUUCAAAAAUAUACUAAAUAUUCUCACAUUAAUUUUGUUUUCCCUUGCUGGCUAAACUUAUUUCAUUUGAACAAUGCUCAGUGGUCAAUUAAUGUCUUUAUUGAUUCAGUAUUGACUGUAUGUUAUCUAUCACGAACACUUAUGGGGACAAUCAAUGUCUUUAUUGAUUUCAAUAUGGUUAUCUAUCAUGAACACUUGAAUACAUGUAGCCACAUAGUUGUACUUCAGGUUUCAGGUUGUUUAUACAAGUAAAUAAUGAUGUAAAUAAGUGCAUUUUACUGUCUUGUAUGCUUUACUUUGGAUAUUUUUUAUUUUAUUUUUUGUUAUUAUUUUUAUUAUUAUUAUUAUUAUUUUUU